AUGACGGUGACCGGGACACCCUACCUGCCCAACUAUGAUAUUCGUGAGGUGUUUGCACAUGUCCUGUCAGAUCUAAGGAUCCCAUACACUCGUGUUCCAGUGGAACCAGGUUUACAGAACUGCCCGUGGCUACCAGAACACCUCCAAAGUUUUUACAUGCAGGUGGAAAAAGAUGCUCUGGAUUCCAUCCCUGUCUUCCAACGCUAUGGAAUCAGGUGGCCAGAUGUGUACCUGGGCCUGACCACAAUGGGUCAGAACAUGUCCUCCUCUAGCCUGCAGAGGGCCAUCAAACAGGCCUUGGCAGCGGGACUUUCUGACCAUAGGUCCAGGAGUGGAUCAGGGUUUCAACAGUCAGUGGUCACAGCAGAACUCAUGGUUCAUCCAGGAUACCCCAGUUAUCCCCAGGAAGGAGGCUGUGGAGAGGGUCCAGAUGGUUUCUCUCAGUCUGCUGAGCGACACCAUGAGCUGAGUGUGCUCACGGACCCAUCUGUUCUGGAUCUGUACCACCAGGAGAGAGUGCAGCUCUGUAGCUUUAAAGACCUUUGACGUCUGCUAUCCAAACUGACAUCAGUGACACUAACACAAAGUUCUACAGUAGUCCCUCGUUAUGCAGUUUUACAAAUCGUAGCACAACUAAAUAAGUAUGCAAGAUAUAAAAUUGUGUUAAUCUAGUUGUUGAGGAGGAGG
Nematolebias whitei (Rio pearlfish) is the source of this 687-nucleotide messenger RNA. It is a transcript of the gene ydjc, whose product is annotated as YdjC chitooligosaccharide deacetylase homolog. NCBI's taxonomy places the organism in Eukaryota, Metazoa, Chordata, Actinopteri, Cyprinodontiformes, Rivulidae. Gene Ontology annotation, molecular function: deacetylase activity. The coding region runs from base 1 to 546 and encodes 181 amino acids. The record is from RefSeq and is a predicted model, not a curated record. The transcript has 3 exons. Gene Ontology annotation, biological process: carbohydrate metabolic process.